This is a messenger RNA of Urocitellus parryii (Arctic ground squirrel), 425 nucleotides long. NCBI's taxonomy places the organism in Eukaryota, Metazoa, Chordata, Mammalia, Rodentia, Sciuridae. The record is from RefSeq and is a predicted model, not a curated record.
AUGGCGACGCUGCAGGGCGGGCUGCUGGGGCCGGACCCCGGCGCGCUGAGCCCCGCGCAGCUGGAGCAGCUGCGAAACUUCAAGAUCCAGACCCGGAUCGCCAACGAAAGGUACCUGAGGACGCGCCAGGAGGUGGAGCUGCUCCUCAGUGGCUUCUUCAGAGAAAUGUUUCUGAAAAGACCAGACAACAUCCUAGAGUUUGCGGCAGACUAUUUCACGGAUCCAGGACUUCCCAACAAGAUUCACAUGCAGCUAAUUGAAGACAAGAAAGCGGCUUAAUUGGCAAAAUCACACGAUGCUCAGCUGCUGGGAGACACCAGAGGGAGGCAGCCUUGGGGGUCCGCUGGAAUUACAAGAGCCCUGUUGCCAUCAGUGCGGGUCUCCCAGCUGCCUUGGGCGCUCUCUGCUGUCGCAAAGGCUUUUAA